AUGUCUCUUCCCAAGGACUUCCUCUGGGGCUUUGCCACCGCUGCCUACCAGAUCGAAGCCUGCGACUCCUACAACCGCACCGAUGAGGAUAUCACCCUCCUCAAGGAACUCGGCGUCAACGCCUACCGUUUCUCCAUCUCGUGGAGCCGCAUCAUCCCCCUCGGCGGCCGCAACGACCCCGUCAACCAGGCCGGUAUCGACCACUACGUCAAGUUCGUCGACGACCUCACCGACGCCGGCAUCACCCCCUUCUUCUACGCCCGCACCAUGUUCAAGGCCAUCCCCAAGGUCAAGCACUGGAUCACCUUCAACGAGCCCUGGUGCUCCGCCAUUCUCGGCUACAACACCGGCUUCUUCGCCCCCGGCCACACCUCGGACCGCACCAAGUCCGACGUCGGUGACUCGGCCCGCGAGCCCUGGAUCGCCGGCCACAACAUGCUCGUCGCCCACGGCCGCGCCGUCAAGACCUACCGCGACGACUUCAAGCCCACCAACGGCGGCGAGAUCGGCAUCACCCUGAACGGUGACGCCACCUACCCCUGGGACCCCGAGGACCCCGAGGACGUCGCCGCGUGCGACCGCAAGAUCGAGUUCGCCAUCUCGUGGUUCGCCGAUCCCAUCUACUUUGGCAAGUAUCCCGACAGCAUGCUCGCCCAGCUCGGCGACCGCCUCCCCACCUUCACCGAGGAGGAGCGCGCCCUCGUCCAGGGCUCCAACGACUUCUACGGCAUGAACCACUACACCGCCAACUACAUCAAGCACAAGACCGGCACUCCUCCCGAGGACGACUUCCUCGGCAACCUCGAGACCCUCUUCGACUCCAAGAACGGCGAGUGCAUCGGCCCCGAGACGCAGUCCUUCUGGCUCCGCCCUAACCCCCAGGGCUUCCGCAACCUCCUCAACUGGCUCUCUAAGCGCUACGGCCAGCCCAAGAUCUACGUCACCGAGAACGGUACCUCGCUCAAGGGCGAGAACGACAUGGAGCGCGACCAGAUUCUCGAGGACGACUUCCGCGUCGCCUACUUUGACGGCUACGUCAAGGCCAUGGCCGAGGCCUUCGAGAAGGAUGGCGUCAAUGUCCAGGGCUACCUCGCUUGGUCUCUCCUCGACAACUUCGAGUGGGCCGAGGGUUACGAGACCAGGUUCGGUGUCACGUAUGUCGACUACGAGAACGGCCAGAAGCGCUACCCCAAGAAGAGCGCCAAGUCUCUCAAGCCCCUGUUCGAUAGCCUAAUAAAGAAGGAUUAG
Molecule: messenger RNA, 1248 nt
Organism: Parascedosporium putredinis
Lineage: Eukaryota; Fungi; Ascomycota; Sordariomycetes; Microascales; Microascaceae
Source: the annotation of a GenBank genome assembly